AUGAAGGAGGAGCCGGCUCGAGAGCUUAGCUCUUUCAAUGGCCAUCAGGCCAAAGUUGAUUUCAAAUCCGCGACAAGCGAGCUCUCGCAAGAUCGGGAUCGCGAUGAACUUCUUCGAUUAGGGAAGAAGCAGGUUCUAAGGCGAAACUUUGCGUUUAUGUCCAUUCUCGGCUUCAGUUGCACUGUACUUAUCACCUGGGAAGGCGCUCUGAUUUUGUUCGUCACCGGCCUGCAGAAUGGCGGAUAUGCUGGUUUGAUAUAUGGCUAUAUCUUCGUGUGGAUCGGCAACUUUGCGGUUUUCGCUUCUCUCUCGGAAUUGGUUUCGAUGGCUCCAACAUCUGGCGGCCAAUAUCACUGGGUUGCUAUGCUUGCGCCGCCACGAUGGAGUAAAUUCCUUAGCUAUAUGACAGGAUGGGUCACGGUUCUUGGAUGGCUGGCUUCCAUUGCCUCCACUUGCUCCCUUACAAGUGGUCUCCUACAGGGCCUGAUUGCGUUGACUCAACCAAACUAUGCACCCGCAAACUGGCACGGAACACUUCUAUUCUGGGCGGUGCUUGUUUUCAUUGUGUUUAUCAACACAGUCGUCAGCAAACUUCUACCCAAAAUUGAAGGAUUCAUCCUUAUCCUCCACAUCUUGGGAUACUUUGCUGUUCUUAUCCCCCUGGUCAAGCUGUCGUCGAAAGUGGACCCAGAGUUGGUUUUCAAAACUUUCAAUAACGAGGGCAAUUGGUCAAGUCAAGGCUUGUCUUUUCUGGUCGGCCUGACUGGAAAUGCGUUUGCUUUCCUUGGACUUGAUGGUGCUUACCAUAUGUCCGAAGAAAUCCAACGUCCUUCUGUCAUCGUUCCGCGAUCCAUCAUGCUUACCCUAGUCAUCAACGGCUGCCUGGGUUUCUCUAUGAUUAUUGCAGUCCUAUUCUGCACUUCGGAUCUCGGAGCUGCUCUUGAUUCACCCACAGGCUUUCCGUUCAUGGAAAUCUUCAGACAAGCCACGCGCAACACCGGAGGAGCCGCUGCAAUGGCUAGUAUCAUUUUUGUCCUUGCAAUGUGCGCCAAUGUUGGGUUCCUUGCUUCCGCAUCAAGAAUGUUAUGGUCAUUCGCUCGUGACCGUGGUGUUCCUGGUUGGCGAAUUCUCUCGCGGGUUGAAAAACGAACAAUGGUUCCGGUGUGGUCAAUUGCGACCAUUACUUUUAUCUCCGUCCUUUUAUCUCUCAUCUCCAUAGGCUCUCUCACAGCCUUCAACAUUGUCGUGUCCCUGACUGUCGCCGCUCUCUAUAUAAGCUACCUCCUUGCGAUUGCGUUGCUUCUUUAUCGCCGCCUCGCCGGAGGCAUUUCAUACGCCUCCGACUCCUCCAACAUGCUGGCAAAUACAGCUGGUUCUCGUCUAGUUUGGGGCCCCUGGCGCUUUGGCAAAUUUGGCCCCUUUAUCAAUGUCUUUGCCUGCUGCUACCUUCUCGUGAUUCUUGUUUUCAGUUUCUUCCCAGCCGCUACCCCGGUGGAGAAUGCUAUCGACAUGAACUAUAGCAGUGUUUUGAUUGUGGGCGUCAUGCUAUUUAGCUUGGUGUACUAUUUUGCGUAUGCUCGGAGAACAUAUGAGGGACCCCUUGUGGAGGUCGAAGCCUCAUGA
Molecule: messenger RNA, 1623 nt
Organism: Uncinocarpus reesii 1704
Lineage: Eukaryota; Fungi; Ascomycota; Eurotiomycetes; Onygenales; Onygenaceae
Exons: 5
Coding region: 1-1623 (540 amino acids)
Biological process (GO): transmembrane transport
Cellular component (GO): membrane
Molecular function (GO): transmembrane transporter activity
Source: RefSeq, a predicted model, not a curated record